Mugil cephalus (flathead mullet) is the source of this 3597-nucleotide messenger RNA. RefSeq names its product leukemia NUP98 fusion partner 1 (gene lnp1). Bases 345 to 971 code for a protein of 208 amino acids. NCBI's taxonomy places the organism in Eukaryota, Metazoa, Chordata, Actinopteri, Mugiliformes, Mugilidae. The record is from RefSeq and is a predicted model, not a curated record. The transcript has 4 exons.
CUAGCCGUUCCUCCACGACUCGCGCCUCCCCUGUUUAUUCCCGUCCGUCCCUUCCAUUUUUACUUUCUGCCAGCGACGUUAAAUAGAUUAAAGAGGAUUCUCUUAUUUAAAGGAGUAAAGGCUUAGUAGUUUAUUUUUGGACCGUCCAAAAAUAACGCAACUACAGCAACAGCGCCGAGGCAUCUAAUUGAAAGUAAGCCACCUUUGUCUUGUAGGACAGUGCAGUAGAGCAACCAGUCAGUCAGAUACUGGGUCAGCCCUGCGUCGUCUUCAUCCUCACUACCGCUCAGCUGGGAUCAUUUGUUGUACCAGGACUUGCCUCAGCAAGAGACUCCCGGUACACCAUGUCUCUUAGGCUCCUGCCUGCUAUCAUGAUGGACAACGACGAGGACGACGAUGGCAACUUCACAAAAUGGAUGAGUAGUUACUGGGGUCACGGAUCGGAGUCUGGACACCCCAGAGAAAGAAAACGCAGCUUCAGGAGGCCCACAAAAACACGAGUUGAUAGAAGAGCAUCACUGCCGACCGUGUCGCAACUGGACGCCAUGAAGUUAAACAAGCUCCACGCGGCCGCGAUGGCUCCCGCUCCCAGCCACGUCAAAACGAGAGAGGAGAAGGGGGAGGCCAGGCCUCACCAGAGAGCUCGCCACGCUUCCUCGGAGGACAACAGGCCGAGAGUCCAAGAGACCCGAAUCACCACCAUCCCGGAGCUCACCGAGUCGUUUGAGAAGAGACUUUUGCUCAGUGAUCAGAGCAUGGCUCUGGCUGAUAGUGAGAAGUUGUGCCUGAUCUGUCAUGAGGAAAUGCGUAACAGUGGAUGGGGAGUUCAGGAGCUUCACUGCACACACCGCUUUCAUAAAGAGUGCAUGGAAGAUUGGCUGUGGAAGAAACAGACCUGCCCCACCUGCCGUGUCCAUGUAUCUGUGCCAAAGCUCCUCUAUUGGACUUCGUCCCGCACAACAGUCCCAUAGCGGCCCUUCACUUGAAAUGCCUGCAUGUCCAUGUGACUCGCUGACCCCAAGACCUCUUCCACGCCUCAACCCUUAGUCCUCCUGCAUGAACACCUGCUGCUGAAUUGCCUUCUGGUGCUGGAUGCCUCAGUAUCCUGAAUGAGAGAUAAGAGCUCCCCGACAAGACAGAGAGAUUGCCAUAUCGUCGUGUCUCACGCUGCUUAUUUGUAUAGUGUCAGAUGCUUUGUUUAAAAUCAUCCAAAAAUUAGGGGCAUAACUGGAUGAAACUGGUUUGUCAAAAUAAUAGAGGCAUGCAUUAAUGAUACAAUCGUUCAGUCAUUCAAGAGUAAUUAUAAUUUUGCUAACAAAAAAGGGUCCAGUCCUCAUAUCAUUUGUAGCUAAUAUACUGUGACUAUGUUCGAUACUGAGUGACGUCAGAGCAUCUGCUUGUUGCAACGUUAGGAUGCAUGAAAUUGGACCAAGUUUCCCGGUUGGAUCCUUCACUUUCAGAGGGGUCACGCUCCUUAAUAGCCACAGAUGUUGCUGGUAGGCAGAGACAGAUUCCUUUCAGCAGAGCCCAACUAACCACCUCUUCCUUUGUCCUUUAUGCUAAGCUAUGCUAACUGGCAACUCAGCUCACAUUUAGCACAUGGAAAUGACAAUUAUUUCAAUAUGUAACUUACAACAAAGUGGUCAUUUAAAUUACAACUUAAGCAGAUUACUUUUAUGAUUUAUACCACACGUCUCAUUUUCAACUGGGGGUGCUAAAAGUAUUUAGAGUAUUUUCAAAUUCAAACUAACUGUGAAAGAUAUGGAUUUGAUAAAAGUAUGGAUAUAAAUUAUAAUUCAGCUUCAUGAAGAGUGGCUUUGCUUUUCAGGGAGUGGUUGAUCAUAGUCGCCUGUUUAAUUCCUGUAUGCAAAGCCUAAAGUUAUAAAAACUUUUCCUUUAACAUAUUCCUGCCUUACCCACGCUUUUGUUUUACACAUAAAGUCUAGUCGACUGCACUGUUGAGCUUUUAGAAAUCUCUUUGAUUUAAAUACAGCAGGAAUUAUCUUGUACAGCAUAUAAACAGAUCAGUCUCAACAUUAAUACCAACAAGCGCUGAAGUGAAUAACACUGGUGAUCUCAUUAGAAAAUAAUUUUCCUCUGGGAAACCUCCUGGCAUGAACAUUGUUGCUUUUGUCAAGUGGCACAGCAGCAAGGGGGGUGUUUCUUGCAGCCUGGUGCCACAUGUUCCCUAGCUGAGUGACACCGCCACACACACUAAAUGACCCAAAAGAAAAGUGAUUCAUCAGACCAGGACACCUUCUUCCAUUGCUCCAUGGUCCAGUUUUGAUUUUCAUAUGCCCACUGUAGGCAGUUUCAGCUACAGUAGCUCAUCCAUUAGAUGACAAUAACCCAUCCAUCACUUUUCCUUCAUGGACCACCACCACAUAGACCAGGGAGAACCCUCAAGAGCUGCAGUUGUAGAGGUCCUCCUUAAGUCACUCAAAUAAUUUCAACGCAUCAACUUUCAGGAAAAAAUGUUCUCCUGCAUUGUUGCCUCCUAUAUCCCACCACUGACAAGUGCCAUGAUAACAACAUAAUCGGCGUUAUUCACUUGGCUAAUGAAUAUAAUGACCAGUUGGUCAUAAUGUUAUGGCUGAUUGGAUAUGUAUGUACAGUAAAUAUUCAAAUAGAUGAAUAUGAUUUAAUUUUUAGUCACAGACGAAUAGUUCUAUAAUUCUUACUAACCAACAAAUCCUGGUAAACUGUCGUGACCACGCUUUGAUUUAUGACCAAGCGACAAGACACCAGCAUCUGUUGGCAAACUGCAGAGCAUAUAUAGGUUCAAUAUGUAGGUUAUACAGUAUGACUAGUAUGUUACAUUGCAUGUGUUACUUUAGAGGAGGAGUGACUCUAAGACAUGCACCACAAUAAGCCAGUAGCUUUAUUGGCUGUAAUGUUCACUGUUUUCACAUGAACAAACAUGCAGGGCUGUUCAUCUGUGUCUGCUAUGGUCUUCCUCUCUUGAAUAAAAUGGCACGCCCCUGUUAAAUAUGGUCUGUUUUGCUUUCAACAAACUACAGGGUUCUAACUGUAAGAAGACUAGCACUCAACCUGGUCGAGUCUUUGUCAAAGAAAAGAUUUCCGCACGCUUGAAUUUGUGCAAUGGUUCCACUUUUGAUAUCUGAGCUACUGCUCUGCUACUGGAUGCAACAAAAAAAUACAAUCAUGAAAAGGAUUUCAGUCUCUGCAAACAUAUCUUCCAAAAUGUUAUUCUGUUAAGACCAUCAUAACAAUAGAUAACCUAAUUCAAGGGCCCACUCCUUCCUCAAAGAUAAAAAUAACAAAUAAAUGAACAACUAGUCACCUUGAAUUCCUUGAAGUAUAUACAUUCACUGGCCAUCUUAUUCAUUACACCCCUUAUUAGGUGAUCUAACACGGUUGCUGGUGCCAGGUGGGCUGGUCUGCGUGUUUGAGAAACCGCUCAUCUGCUGCGAUUUACCCACACAACCAUGUCUACGGUUUACCGAGAAAAUAUCCAGUGAGAGGCAGUUCUCUGGGAAAAAUGCCUCGUCUGUGUCAGAGGUCAGAGGAGAAACGUAGGAGUGGUUCAAGCUGCUUGAAAUAACCGCAUCUUACAGCCGAGGUAUGCGGAACAGC